Molecule: messenger RNA, 3493 nt
Organism: Suillus paluster
Lineage: Eukaryota; Fungi; Basidiomycota; Agaricomycetes; Boletales; Suillaceae
Product: DEAD H helicase
Exons: 33
Coding region: 61-3273 (1070 amino acids)
Molecular function (GO): ATP binding; nucleic acid binding
Source: RefSeq, a predicted model, not a curated record
GCUCUCGUUCGCUGAGAGACAAACUGUAGUUGAAAGUCGGAACCCCAGUUUUAUGCGAGUAUGAAGCGUUCAACGACUGCGGGCGAGUCCUCCAAAAAAUUGGCAAAAAAGCAGAAGGUUUCAAGUGCGACAAGUGCUAGCAGGAACCAAGACGAUGACGAGGAGACAUCGGGGUGGCCCAGCUAUUUCCGUGAUUUGUUCAAGGUCUUCAAGGCACUGAAUACAGUUCUGGCAUUUGUGUCUUCUCACAAGCAUCUUGCAACCACGUUUCCUGUAGUUCGUGCCUCCGUCGAAGGUCUUCUCAAAAGACCACUCGAACUGUCUAAAGUAGCAGAGAUCAAAGCCCUUGUCCCGGAAAUCGUCAAGUUUGCUUACAUUCCUGAAAAUGACCUUCGCAUACAUGCAGAAACGGUUUCUCUAAAUACUAAGCGUGAGCUCAGCCCCGACUUCACGCUACACUCGCAGUCUCUUGCCGCACCAUCGACCUCUGUUCUCCCAGGUCAGGAAGAGGAAGAGCACGUCCUUGUCCUAGAAUUUAUAGAGUACUCUCGCGGACGUCUAAAAUCAGGUCCUGGUUUAUCGGUCCCACCAUCUAUGACGCCUAAACAACUCAAUAAAUUGGUUGAUAAGCGAAACCAGCGCUUCAAAGAUGCUGUCGACGAGCUUAUCAAAGCUACACCAGAGGGAGAGGUAUCCAUGGAUUUGCUUCAAGCAGCAGCAAGAGACCACAUCCCCGUAAACCCUUUCGCAAAGAAAGUCUUGGCCGCCACCAAUGCCGGUGGCUCCCAGAAUCUGAUAAUACCCGAACCCAAAGACCGACCUUCUAUUGACGAUAUAAUAGUUGAAAUUCAAAAACAAUCAUGGUAUGAAAAACAAAUUGUCGACCGGCGGACGUUCAAGGAAAAGGCAGCCGUCGAAGGAUUGCUGGAUGAGCCUCUUUCACAUACCAUACAACAAGCGCUGCGAGAGUCGCGAAAUAUAACGUCGCUGUAUUACCAUCAAACAGCUGCCAUUAACGCUAUUGCGAAGAAGAAGCAUGUCAUUGUUUCGACCAGCACUGCGUCAGGCAAGAGUGUGAUCUAUCAGGUUCCUUUAUUGAAGUUUCUAGAAGAGAAUUCUAAUUCCACAGCAAUAUUCAUAUAUCCCACCAAGGCUUUAGCUCAGGAUCAGCGUACUGCGCUGGAGCAGCUGCUGUGGGCUUGUCCUGGACUGCAGCAUAUCAAAGUAGUAACAUAUGAUGGAGACACCCCGCAGGACCAACGGAGAACCAUUCGGGAGACGGCCUCCGUCAUUUUUACCAACUUUGACAUGUUGCACGCCUCUAUUCUGCCUCACGAGGAGCUUUGGCGGACCUUCAUGAAGAAUCUCAAACUCGUAGCGGUCGAUGAACUGCACUACUAUUCCAAUUUAUUUGGGAGUCACGUUGCUCAGGUCAUCCGCCGUUUCCGCAGGAUCUGUGCAGCUGUAGGGAACCAACGUGUUAUCUUUGUAUCAUGUAGUGCCACGAUCGCGAAGCCAAGUCAGCAUAUGAAAAGUCUUUUCGGGGUAGAUGACGUGGAAGAAAUCGUUGAAGAUGGAGCUCCAUCCGGAAAGAAGGACUACAUAGUCUGGGAUCUCCCUUAUAAGGACCCCCAGGCUGAAAAAAGCGGACGAACGAGCUCACUACACGAGGCUACUCAACUCAUGAUAUUUUUGAUGAUGCGUGGCGUCCGGGUGAUUGUGUUCUGCAAGGUUCGAAAAGCAUGCGAGUUUGUGAUGAAAGGUCUGCGCCAGGAACUUAGCGCCGAUGGACGUUUAGAUGUUCUCGCGAAGGUCAUGCCUUACAGAGGAGGGUACUCUCAGGAGGAUCGGCGCCGCAUUGAACAUGAAGCUUUUUCGGGACGCUUACUCGGUAUCGUUGCAACUAAUGCUCUUGAGCUCGGUGUAGACAUCGGUGUUUUGGACGCCGUUAUCAUGCUUGGUUUUCCAUUUGGCAUUGCCAACUUUCGGCAGCAGGCUGGUCGAGCUGGGCGAAGAUCCCGUGACUCACUGGCUGUAUUGAUAGCUGAUGACCUCCCUAUAGACCAACACUACGUCGACUACCCAGACGAACUUUAUGACCAGCCCAUGGAUGACUUGAUUGUCGACGUUGACAGCAAAGUCAUCAUUGAGGCUCACUUGCAAUGCGCUGCUCAUGAAAUGCCUCUGUCCAAGGACGAUGCUGUCUACUUCGGUGCCUCGCUAGCCGAGUUGUGCGAUUCGAAGUUACGGAAAGACCAAGACGGAUGGUAUCACACACACCCCAAGUUUCUUCCCUAUCCAUCCAGGCACGUCUCAAUCCGUGGCGCGGACGACGACAAGUACACUGUUAUCGAUGUGACGAAACUCGGCCUUCCACAUGGUGUACCAAGAAUUAUGGAAGAGAUUGAGCUUGCAAGGGCUAUUUUUGAGCUGUAUGAGGGUGGAGUGUUCAUGCAUCAAGGGCUGACAUUUAUCGUUAAAGAAGUCAGUCAUGAUACCAAAGUGGCAAGACUUGUGAGGGCGGAUGUCAACUGGUCCACUAGGCCGAGAGAUUACACGGACGUGGAUGCCAAGCAAACCCAUCGAAUCAAAGAGAUUGCGGGGUCGCCACAUAGAGCAUAUUUUGGAAGAGUUGAUGUAACGACCGUUGUAUUUGGAUUCUUGAAAUUAAGAGGCAGUGAAAUGCUGGAAUUCGUUGACGUUGAUACGCUGCCGUACGAAAGACAAGUCACUGGAUUUUGGUUCGAUGUACCCAAAGAUCUACUUGGAUUGCUGAGGGAAAAGGGGUUGAAGCCUGCAGAAGCCAUCCAUUCUGCAUCGCAUGCAUGGAUGAAUCGCUUUGCGCUUUCUCCCGACUUACGGACAGAAUGCAAGGCAGCAGAGAAAGAACUUGCUGAACGCAAGGAUGAAAAACAUACUGAAGAGAAGUCACGGCGGAAACGUCCCGCUAGGCUAAUAUUGUAUGACGCAUCCCGGAAAGGUAGUGUGUCUGCCCAGGCGUUUGAUCACAGCGGUGAAGUUUUGCGACAGGCGCAUGACUCAGUGGAAGCCUGUCCAUGUGACGAUGGUUGCUACAAAUGCAUUCACAGUGCCACUUGCUCGGAAGGGAAUGUCGUUGCCUCAAAGGCCGGGGCGCUCUUGGUUCUGAAGGCAUUGCUGAACCUUGACAUCGAUACCAACAGUGUCGCACAGCAACCCGGCCAAGGACCCGACACCAUUGUCGAAGCGACGUAUGUUCGGCCAUUGGACGGUGUCCAGGUGGAACCAGCGUGAUUGAGUCUAUCUAAUGUGCAAGUAUGAUACUCCAACCAUAGAUCAAAAGCGGUUUAUUGAAAGAAGUUUGUGAUUUAUUGUCGUACCAACUAUGACAAGAAAACGCGUGAUCGGGAUUGAUAAACUAUGUAAUUACAUAAUGCAGCACACCGAUCUAAAGGUCUAAAGAAUUGGGUGACUAUCCGUAGGCCCAAAUAUUGCGGAAUAGAAUAGAAUAGAA